AGUUCUGUCAGACCGCGUGUUGCGCUGGGCCCGAGGCUCCGUUAGACGGGCUCGGGCUGCCGUGCUCACCCACACCCAGCCAUGCGGAGCGGCAGCGCCACCGACAACGGCACCGGCAGUGCGGCCGUCUGAGCGCCACCGCCCAAAGCAAGCCAGGGAGCCGAGAGUCAGCGAGCGGAGCGGCCGGGUGGGGACAGCGAGCAAGCCUAGCGGCCGAGAGUGGGAGCGGGUUUCGGGGCCGCCGGGCCGGGCCGAGCCGAGCCGAGCCGAGCCGGGCACGGAAGGGAGCGACCCACCGAAAGCGAGCGAGGCGGGGGGGGAUCGCGCGGGGCGGCGGGCAGCGAUGGCCGCUCCGGUCAGCGCCCUCAGAGACACCGAUAUGAGCCAGGCCAAGGCGGGCGAGCUGGCGGCGCUGAAGCCGGGGACUGGGCCUGGUCCCACCGCCGAGCAGGAGCAUCAUUUGCCGGGCAACGGUUCGGAGCCCGGUGCCGCUGCCAGGGAGACCUUCAGCAACCACCGGCUGAGCGCGGGGCCGGCGGAACACAGCGACGAGGACAGCGGCCAUCAGCCGCACGGCGAGCCGGACGGGGCCUCCUCCUCGGAGCAGAGUAACGGCGGAGCGGGGUCCGGGGAGCCAGAAACCGGCCGGGCCACCGCGGCUAGCCUGGCCCUCCUGAGCAGUGACCAGAGAUUCGAUCAUUCCAACAACAGCGGCGGAGGCGGCGCCGGGCCCAUGGCCAACGCGAACCCGGGGCCCAGCCCCGGCCCUGGCGCCGUGCCGCCUACCGGCUACGGUUAUAACCAUUACCGGGGCCCGUUCCACCAACAUGGCGGACAACAAAGCCCCGGCAUGGGGGCAGCGCUACAACCCGGCGGCCUCGACUCCUUCCAGCCCAACUCUCACGAGGCCUUCGCCGGCCACUACAACAACUACACCACGGCUUAUCCGGCGGCCCGCAGCGGCUACAUCAACCAAGGCUACGGCCUCAACUCGCCGCGGGCCGGGGCGGUUGGGCCUAAAGCCUCGGCCUCGGGUAUGGUCGCUACUUUCCAGCGCUUCGGUGGGCAGCCGCAGCAGUCGACGCCGGGCCCUGGUCUCCAGCAGCAUCAACAGCCCCAGACGGCCUCCAGCACCCCAACCCUGAACCAGCUGCUCACCUCCCCGAGCGGGGCCCGGGCCUUCACUAACUAUAACCAGGCCCACCAGGACUACAAUAGCAGCCAGGAGCUGGCCAAGGGAGGCGAGCUGGGAGCACAGUACCCCAGCCCGGGCUGGGCAGCAGCGCAACAAAGGAGCCACCAUCCGCCCAUCAGCCCUGGCAGCAGCGGGCAGCCGUUGCCCAGGACUCAGCCAACUAGCCCUAUGGACCAGAUGGGGAUGAAGAGACCUCAGCUGUAUGGCGGCAGCAAUAAUCCAUAUGCACAGCAGGCACCACCGCAACAGAGCGGACCUUACCCAGGACAACCGUAUGGACCUCCAGCGCCUCAGCGCUAUCCCGUGGGUGUGCAGGGCCGGGCCCAAGGCACCAUGGGAGGCGGGCUGCAGUACCCACAACAGAUGCCUCCAUACAACCAGCAGGGUGCAGCCAGUUACUGUCAGCAGGGCCAGACACCAUAUUACAACCAGCAGCAGCCUUCCUACCCUCAACAGCAACGGUUCCCAGGACAGCAGCAGGAUUUGUCUCAGGAAGCAUUUGCCACUCAGGCUCCGCAGGGGUUGACUUCCAACAAACCGAACCAGGAGGAGCUGACCCUCAUGCAGCAGGGACGUCCGUCUAGCCUGCCGGAUUUGUCGGGUUCUAUUGAUGAUUUGCCAACUGGGACAGAGGGGGCACUGAGCCCAGGAGUGAGUACAUCAGGAAUCUCCAGCAGCCAAGGGGAGCAAAGUAACCCUGCUCAGUCACCGUUCUCCCCUCAUACCUCCCCGCAUCUGCCUGGAAUCCGUGGUCCAUCACCUUCACCUGUAGGAUCACCAGCUAGUGUAACCCAGUCCAGGUCAGGGCCGCUGUCCCCAGCAGCUGUACCAGGAAAUCAGAUGCCACCCCGUCCUCCAAGUGGCCAGUCAGAUGGAAUUCUGCACCCCUCCAUGAAUCCGUCGGCUAUGGGGCAGGACCGUGGCUACAUGCAGAGACCUCCCCAGCUGCCACAGUACAGCUCCCCACAGACAGGGUCAGCAUUGUCUCCGCGUCAGCCUUCUGGAGGUCAAAUGCAUGCUGGGAUGAGCCCGUACCAACAGAAUAACUCUGGAAACUAUGGGCCUCAAAGUGCCCAGUAUGGACCUCAAGGGGGCUAUCCUCGACAACCCAACUAUAACGCAAUGCCCAAUGCAAACUACAGCUUGGGUGGCACCAUGAAUGCAAUGACUGCUGGCAACCAAAUGCAUGGUCAGGGUCCAGCCCCACCUUACGUUGGAAUGCCACCAGGGAGGAUGGGCCCUGCGACAAUGGGUAACCGACCGUAUGGAGGCAAUAUGACACCGAAUACAGCAAACCUAUCGGCACAAAUGACCUCAGGAAUGUGCCCACCACCAGCUAUGAACCGCAAGGCUCAGGAUGCAGCUGUUGCUGCAAUGCAUGCAGCGGCAAACUCGGUACAGAACAGGCAACCCGGUUAUCCAAACCUGAAUCAGGGAGGAAUGAUGGGUGCUGGCUCCCCUUACAGUCAAGGUAUGAACAGUAUGGCUGGGAUGAUGAAUCCACAGGGAUCUCCAUAUUCCAUGGCUGGAAACAUGGCAAAUAGCUCUACAGUUAUGACUCCCAGUCCUGAGAUGAUGGCACUUGGGGAAGGAAAGUUACCACCGACACAGAAGGCAAACAACAAGGCGGAUGGAAUGACGAAGGCUGAACUCAAAUCAAAGAAGACCAACUCUUCCACGACCACGAAUGAAAAGAUCUCUAAACUGUACGAACUGGGCAUGGAGCCGGAGCGCAAAAUGUGGAUUGAUAGGUACUUUGCAUUUAUGGAAGAGAAAGGAACAAUGAUGACAAAUCUCCCUGCGGUUGGCAGGAAACCGUUGGACCUUUAUCGACUCUAUAUGUCUGUCAAGGACAUUGGAGGACUAACGCAGGUAAAUAAAAACAAAAAAUGGCGUGAACUGGCUACCAAUCUGAACGUGGGCACCUCGAGCAGUGCAGCCAGCUCACUAAAGAAACAGUAUAUCCAGUGUUUGUUUGCCUUCGAGUGCAAGAUCGAGCGAGGGGAGGAUCCUCCACUAGACAUCUUUGCUUCCGUAGAUUCCAAAAAACAACAACCAAAGAUACAGCCUCCUUCUCCAGCUGGUUCAGGUUCCCUGCAGGGUCCUCAGACCCCACAGUCCACCAGCAGCUCGAUGGCAGAGGGAGGAGAUAUAAAGCCACCGACGCCCGUCUCAACACCCCAUAGCCAUGUUCAACCAAUGCCAGGUUCCAGGAGCAACUCUGUGAGUGUCCAGGAUCCGUUUGCAGACAGUAGUGACCCAGCUUUCCAGAAGAGGACCACCGUGACUCAAAACCCUGCGUACCCACCCAACAUGAAUACCACGGAUUUAAUGGCCCGCAUACCAUAUGAGCCCAACAAGGAUCCAUUUGGUGGAAUGAGGAAAGCAGCUCCUGGGACUGACCCUUUCAUGUCUCCUGGACUCGCUCCCAAUACUGGAAUGGGAGACCCUUACAAUCGCCCCCCUGCAACAGGUAUGGGGCAGAGGCAGCAGUAUGCAUAUGGAUCUGGAUUUGAGAGGAGGUCUGAACAUGGGAUGGGCCCAGAGGGGACUUUGGGACCAGUAACAGCGCAACCUAAUGUGGUGCCAGUCAAUGCAGAUUCCGGCAUGUACUCUCCAAACCGCUAUCCGGGACAGCAGCGGCAUGAUCCUUAUGGAAACCAGUACCCUGGACAGGGAGUUCCGGCUGGACAGUCGUAUUCUAACCAGCAACCUGGAAUGUUUCCACAGCAGCAACAGCAAAACUUCAAGCGCCAGAUGGAUGGGACUUAUGGGCCUUCAGCCAAGCGGCAUGAAGGUGAAAUGUAUGGGAUGCCCUACACAGCCCAGCAAUCUCAGCAAGACCUGUAUAACCAGUACAGCAAUGCCUAUCCUGGUGCCGAUCGCCGGCCGGUGCAGAAUCAGUUUCCAUUUCAGUAUGGUAGGGAGAGAAUGCAAGGUCCCCCUGGCUCAGCCUCCCAGCAGCCUGUGCCCCCACAGAUGAUGGGUCCAUUACAAUCUCCUCCUGAAGGACCACAGGGCACUGUGUGGUCAGGACGAAAUGACAUGGCUUACAACUACCCAAACCGGCAAGGUCCUGGUGCACCACCACAAGCUCCAGGAUAUCACAACAUGAAUCGUUCUGAGGAGAUGAUGGGACCUGAUCAGAGAAUGAACCACGAAGGGCAGUGGGCUUCCCAUGUCAACCAACGCCAACCAUCAUUCACCCCCUCUGCUCCUCUUCCCCCGAUCACAAGGCCAUCACAGUCCACCUACCAGACUCCUCCAUCAGUGCCAAACCAUCUUUCCCAGGUGUCCAGCCCAGCUCCCAUGCCACGACCGUUGGAGAACCGUACCUCACCCAGCAAGUCACCAUUUCUACAUUCAGGAAUGAAGAUGCAAAAAGUUGGACCCCCAAUGCCCGCAUCCCAUAUUUCUGUACCCUCUACACAGCCACCACUAAUGAGACGAGACAUCACCUUCCCUCCUGGUUCAGUUGAGGCAUCUCAACCAGUUCUGAAAUCCCGGCGGAGACUCACCACCAAGGACAUUGGCACCCCAGAGGCUUGGCGGGUGAUGAUGUCCCUUAAGUCUGGCCUCCUAGCUGAAAGUACUUGGGCCUUGGACACCAUUAAUAUUUUACUGUAUGAUGAUAGCAGUGUAGCUACCUUCACACUCUCGCAGUUACCCGGCUUCUUGGAGCUUCUGGUGGAAUAUUUCAGGCGAUGCUUGAUUGAGAUAUUUGGAAUCCUGAAAGAGUAUGAGAUCGGAGACCCUGGCCAAAAGACACUACUGGAUCCAGAGCAGUUUGGGAAAGUAAAGCUGCAGUCAGAGCUUGAGGCAGGGGAAGAUGAGUACUUUAUCAGCGAGGAGGAAAUGGCAGCUAACCUGACCGAGGAUAUCACGGCCAUCGAAAGCACAGAGGAGAAUCCCAAGCACAUCAGCAAGUUUGAUAGACUUCCUGUGAAAAUAGUUAGAAAGAGUGACCAAUUUGUGGUGGAUCGCUCAGAUAAGUUGGGCAGGGUGCAGGAGUUUGAAAGUGGAUUGCUACACUGGCAGAUCGGGGGAGGUGACACUACAGAACACAUCCAAACCCACUUUGAGGGUAAGACACAGGUACCGCUACGAAAACGAACAACCGUCCGUGCAGGAUCUGUGAAAAGGCACACAGCUGAGAGCAAAAAAGGGACAGCAGAGGGAGAAACUGAGACAACAGCAAUGGUUGAGGAGCCUGAGAAAAGCAUAACUGCGACCAUGGAUGAUGUUCUGUCAGCAAGGCCCGGCUCCUUGAACAAAGAGGCUGUAAAUGGUUCAACAGAGGGGAACACUGAGAACAGCAAGUUUCCUUUUGCUAUUCACCAGGCACAAAAUCAUAAAAAUAUCAAAAUUCUUGAAGACGAGCCUUGCAGCCGGGAUGAGGUACCGCUAUGUAUGAUGGCAGACUGGCAGGACUCUUUAGCGAAGCGGUGUAUUUGUAUAUCAAAUAUCAUCCGCAGCUUGUCAUUUGUGCCUGGGAAUGAUGCAGAGAUGUCGAAACACCCUGGUUUGCUGCUCAUCUUGGGCAAGCUGAUCCUGCAGCACCAUGAACACCCUGAACGGAAACAGGCACCAUUAACAUACGAAAAGGAGGAUGAGGAGGAUGAAGGUGUGAGCUGCGAUAGUGAUGAGUGGUGGUGGGACUGUUUAGAAGUAUUACGGGAAAACACUCUCGUCACAUUGGCCAACAUUUCUGGGCAGCUGGACCUGUCUCUAUACCCGGAGAGUAUCUGCUUGCCAAUUCUGGAUGGAUUGUUGCAUUGGGCUGUGUGUCCUGCAGCAGAAGCCCAAGACCCUUUCCCAACGCUAGGUCCCAACGCAAUGCUCUCCCCUCAGAGGCUUGUCCUGGAGAGCUUAUGUAAACUCAGUAUCCAGGACAGUAAUGUGGACCUGAUCCUGGCGACACCACCUUUUAGCCGCUUGGAGAAACUUUAUGGGAUAUUGGUCCGGCUCAUUGGGGAACGGAAAAGCCAGGUGUGCCGUGAAAUGUGUGUGGUGCUUUUGGCAAACCUGGCACAAGGAGAUAGCCUGGCUGCCCGAGCGAUUGCUGUUCGGAAGGGAAGCAUCAGUAACCUGCUGGGUUUUUUGGAGGAUAGCCUUGCUGCCACUCAGCUCCAGCAGAGUCAGCCCAGCCUCAUGCACUUGCAGACUGCACCUAUUGAGCCAACAAGUAUGGACAUGAUGCGCCGGGCAGCCAAGGCCCUGCUGGCAAUGGCGAAAGUAGAAGAAAACCACUCUGAGUUCACAUUGCAUGAGGCACGACUGCUAGAUAUCUCUGUAUCGCCUCUCCUGAACUCUCUGGUUACAAAUGUAAUUUGUGAUGUACUCUUCAUGAUAGGCCAGUCAUGACAGCCGUGGGAACCUUACCGUGUGUGCGCGUGAGUGGAGAUCUUUGAAUCGACUGUUUCUGUCUUUAUUUAUGCAAAAACCACCUCUGUUCCCAAAAUCUGCCCCCGCCCACUCUUAACAAUGGAAGGAUAUUGUAGUCAUUUUGAUCAAGUACCAGAGGAAAAAGAAACAAUGAAUGUUUGCUGCCUGUGUAUAAGUCUGAAAUUUUUUAACCAAAGUUGCUGUCUCGUUUACAGUGAGUUUGGGAGACUGCCUCGUACCCGGAGGGCCCUGCUUCGAGGUUUUUAUGGUAAAUUUUGGAAGCUAAAUGACUUGGGAAAUCUUUGUGGUUCAGUGCUGUACUCUGAAUUGUAACUUAACCACUGGAAGGUGGCUCAUCGGAAGCUCUGUGUAUGCCAUGCAGGGGACAGCCUGCGCAUUAGACCCUAGACGUAUGUAACCUUCGACCAGCUGUAAGCAAUGUUUCACAUUGAGAAAUGCUGGUUUGGCAGCAAACUGUAGUUUUAAAACUUUUUAGUUUACAGUAAACGUGAAAAAGGCUUUUCCCCCUUUAAAGUAUCAUGUGUGUAUCUACAACACCCUGACCUCCCCUUGAUUGUAUGGACUGUCCUCUUUCACUUCCUGACUGGUUUUAAACUGCAGCCUCAGCCCCUGAGCUGUGAUUGUAUAUAGAAGUUGUACAAUGCACAUACCCUCAGAGUUGGUUGUUUUUUUUUCCUUCUCUCGUAGAAUGAGGUUUACAAUUUUCAUGACAUGGUCAAGCGAGAAGUGACGAUAGCUUUUAUUUCCAUCGGCCAUAUCCUGCGAGGGUAAUGUACAAGUUUCUGUAUGUAUAAAGUUGUGCUCUAGUUCAAGGAGAGCAACAGAUCACGUUUUUCCUUUAUAAUCAAGGUGUGGAAAAAGUUUAGGUUCAGUUGAAGCUCACAAAAAAUGAUGAAGAAACACAACUUGAGAUUUUUCAGUGCUAUGAAAUCUGCAUAUUUGUAUUUCAGACAAUGUAGCUAAAACUUGAUGUAAAUUCCUCCUUUUUCCUUUGGCUUAAUGAAUAUCAUUUAUUCAGUAUGAAAUCUUUAUACUAUAUGUUCCACGUGUUAAGAAUAAAUGUACAUUAAAUCUUG
Messenger RNA from Carcharodon carcharias (great white shark), 7677 nucleotides. RefSeq names its product AT-rich interactive domain-containing protein 1A-like. The transcript has 20 exons. NCBI's taxonomy places the organism in Eukaryota, Metazoa, Chordata, Chondrichthyes, Lamniformes, Lamnidae. Gene Ontology annotation, cellular component: nucleoplasm; brahma complex; nBAF complex. Bases 344 to 6559 code for a protein of 2071 amino acids. Gene Ontology annotation, biological process: positive regulation of DNA-templated transcription; regulation of transcription by RNA polymerase II; chromatin remodeling. Gene Ontology annotation, molecular function: DNA binding; nucleosome binding. The record is from RefSeq and is a predicted model, not a curated record.